Trichoplax adhaerens is the source of this 1293-nucleotide messenger RNA. RefSeq lists its product as uncharacterized. Gene Ontology annotation, cellular component: membrane. The transcript has a single exon. Gene Ontology annotation, biological process: lipid metabolic process. Gene Ontology annotation, molecular function: heme binding; oxidoreductase activity, acting on paired donors, with oxidation of a pair of donors resulting in the reduction of molecular oxygen to two molecules of water. Lineage: Eukaryota; Metazoa; Placozoa; Uniplacotomia; Trichoplacea; Trichoplacidae. The coding region runs from base 1 to 1293 and encodes 430 amino acids. The record is from RefSeq and is a predicted model, not a curated record.
AUGGCUCCCAACCCUGAAGAAACUUUAACUCAUCGAACCACCCUGAAAGAGGAAUCACUAAAAGAUUCAGGACGUGCACUACUUGCCAUUGACGGUAAAUGGUACGAUGUUACAAGCUUCGUGCCUCGUCAUCCGGGUGGAGAUAUUAUCAAAGAAUUUAUCGGUAAAGACGCUACGGAUGUGUUCUUUGCUAAUCAUCCGCAAGCAUUUGAAUUACUAAAGCACCGUAAACCUGUCGGCGACUACACCUCUAAGAAACCACCAUCAAAGGCUAUGCAAGAGUAUCGAAAUUUACUUAAAUAUUUUCUAGAAAACAACUAUUAUUAUCCGUCCAAUUCUUGGCUCUUACAGAAAUGGUCAGUGCCUUUUACUAUCUUGGCUGCUGUGAUCUAUGGGGUUGUUAAUAGCAAAAGCCUAUUCGUACAUUGUUUAUGCGGAUUAGGAUUAGCUUGGUUUUGGCAACAAUGCGGAUUUUUUUUACACGAUUUUCAACACAGUCAAAUCUUUAAAUCGCGAUUCUGGAAUAGAGUUGGUGGAUUUCUUUCCGGCACUGUUGCAAUAGGUAUUAAUAGCGAUUGGUGGAGAGAAGAACAUUUCGCGCACCAUAGUCUAACAAAUACUUUAGUUGAAGGUGUUGGGGUAACCGAUCCUCAAAUGACUGAAGAAGUUUGGGCUCAAAAUGAAAGAUUGUUACAAUUUUUCAAUACAAAACUUCAAAAAUUUUUUAUAAAAAUCCAGUGGUUGACCUUUAUUCCUUUGGCAGUUGUCUUUGGCCGCCCUGCAGUAAUUGUUGAUGCAUUCCAUUUAGAGACUCGUUGGUAUCAGUGGGUUGGACUACUAUUGCAUUUUAUAUGGACAGGUUUCUUAAUCAGCUUUCUCCCUAACUGGACACAUAUUGGACUUAUGUAUUUAUUUGCCUGCUUAGGAGAAGGUGUAUUGCAUGUGCAACUUAUUUUAAAUCAUUACUCUAAACCAUUUCAUGAUCGAGACGAAACCAUGAAUAUGAAUUUUUUUGAAUGGCAAUGUGAAACUUGUCAAAACAUUGAUAACCCUGAAUGGUUUGACUUUUUCCAUGGUGGCCUCAAUUUGCAUAUUGAACAUCAUCUAUUCCCUAAACUUCCUAGAAGCACGUACCGAGAGGUUCAGAAAAUGGUUAAAGAUAUUUGCAGACGUAACAAUAUUUACUACGAUGAAGUACCGUUCUUUCAAACUCUGUGGAAUACUAUCGCUAAUCUGAAAAGAAUCAGCGAGAAAAUAACAUUUAAAGAUAUCGUUAAAGCAAUGCGACCGUAA